Molecule: messenger RNA, 1908 nt
Organism: Physella acuta
Lineage: Eukaryota; Metazoa; Mollusca; Gastropoda; Physidae
Source: RefSeq, a predicted model, not a curated record
GCUAAUUCUGGUUGACGCGACCAACUUAAAGUUUUGUCCACAACCAACUUCUGCACAUCAGUCAUUAUUAAACUUCUUUUACAAUUACAUUUUAAUGAUGUUUCUGAUGCAACCCAUAAGGAUGGCUUAAUCACAGGCUUAUCCUAAUUUUAACAGACAGCAAUACCAAUGAGGAAAAAUUUAAACCAAUUAUCAGUUGAUGUACCAGAAGCUUGCAACAUCAGUAAAGCUCUCUUAUUGCUUCUUUGUUGGUUUACAGUCAUUGAAUUUUAAUAACACACUUGAAAUGCAAUGGAUACAAGAUGGAAAUGCACUUUAGAUCUCUUUUAAGGAGAUAUUGUGCAAGGAUGAUAGACUCUGAGCGUUUUAUUUAUCGCCUAAUCAUUUUCGUAGUUGUUCUUGGAGCAUUAUACUAUGCAUACUGCUUAUAUUAUGCAGCUUUACGCUUAGAAGGAAAUGAAUGGAACUCACGCCCAGCUAAGAAAAUUGACGACCUCUACCAAUCUGAUCCUGACCUAAAUGCAGUCCAUGAGAGAAUGUUGGCUGAAGCCAACACAUUGUCUUCAGAGAUCACUAUCGUCACUGCAUAUUACAACCUUGGAAGAUUGAACAAGGGGAAAAAGCUUGGACUUGGAGGAUAUUCUCCACAGCUUUACAAAAACUGGAUGUCUGUUUUUGGAAGGAUUGAUAACCCACUCAUCGUUUUUACAGAUUCUCAUGACGUCGUUGCUAUUUUUAAAGAAUUCAGAUCUCAUUUUAAACCAGAGCGAACAAAAGUGAUAUUUUUGAAUAGGACCUCUCUGUGGGCAUUUUCAUUAGCUCCAAGAAUUAAGGAAAUAUUUUCAAUGCCCGGCUAUCCUUCUCAUGACCCCAACACUGUCAAUGAGAAUUAUUCUUGUAUGAUGCAUGCAAAGUUUGAACUAGUGCGUAAAGUAAUUAAAGAACAAAUGUUUCACACGAAAUAUAUCAGUUGGUUAGAUAUAGGUUUAUAUAGAGGUGUUGUGGAUGAAACUCACAUUUUUCCUAUUAGACUUCCGCCAAACUUUGAUACGGACAAGAUAGCUUACAGUGGACAACGAAAAUUUGACCCAUCGUUAUCUCCUUAUCAGAUUAUAGCUGAGGACAAAGCAUGGGUAGGGGGUGCCAUGUUUUUGGGUCGGCCAGAACUCAUGUACGUUUACACUGAAGACUACAUGCGGGCUGUGAAAAAGUUGUUGUCUGAGGGGAUGAUGAGCACUGACCAGCAAGUCAUAUACAUCAUGUUCCAGCCACAGUUUCCUGUUAAGCCAAGAGUGGAAAUUCAGACAUACACAACACACUCACAAGACGAUUGGUUCUACCUAGGAUAUACCAUCAAGGAGUCAUGGGAUUACCAUUUACGUAAAGCAGUUUCUAUUUUAAGAUUUCUGCACUUUCUUUUAUGAUUUGGUUGUGCUCUAUCUUGUAAAUUAUACUGCUCAAUUUCAUGUAUCAGCUGCAUAGGUAUGAACUAUUUAUUGAAGUUUAAUCUUUUAAGGACUGGCAGAAAAAUAUUUAUCACAAGGGAAGUCUGCCAUUGGAGUAAAAUAAAAUGUCAGAAGUGCAAGAACUUUUUUUUACAAGCUUUUGCUUAGGUCACAACGUCUGUGGGUGGAUUUGUGGUCAAAUUUUAUAGCUUAUAUUUGACCCACUUCUAAUGUAGCCGUUUUGAUAGAAGUGUGAAUAUAUUUUUUAAAGACUUUAUCAUAUCAAUACUGUGAGUUCUUGCUUCUCGCCUCUUUCUACAGUUAAAAUUGUGAGCUUUUGCUGUAAAAAUGUUCCAAUUUGUUUGUUGUUGAUUUAAAUGUAGCCUUUUCCACCUGCAUUUAGCCUUUUAUUUUUGAAAAAUGAAGGCAUUUUUUUAACUUAAGCUUGCAUUACUCAUUUUGC